AUUUCGACGUACAUCGUCUCGCCGCGCCCGACUAAAAGUACUGGGUUGCCCGUCUACAUUCCGGAUCUCUGCUCUACUCUUGUAUCAACUUACGCUGCCUUUUCAAAUCACUGCACACAUUUCGAAAGAAGCUGUCCAGCUUCAGCUACACCGGCCCACAAUCAAGCUUGAGUGGAGGACCGAUUUCGCGCAUCAAAGAAAAGCACUUCCAGUGUAAGACAGUUGGCCUUGAUCGAAUCGUUCGGCCGACUGCAUAACCCCAUUACUGUACUUCCACGCCCACUGUCUACGCGAAAGACGACGCUUCCGAUGGCCGACGCCCAAGCUGCCGGCGGUGACUCGAACCCCUCGAGGGGUAAUCGCAACCGUGGAAGAGGUCGCGGUGGUGGUGGAGGGGGAGGAGGAGGCAACUCUGGGACCCGUGGAAGAGGAAGAGGAGGACGUGGUAGAGGCGGUAACAACGCUGCUGCGCCAACUCAGCCAGACACCUCGAGCGCAUCCGAGGCCCCUAUCGCCAAAGCCGAUAACAAGGUGCUUACACGCACGGCUGCAGCGGACGAUGACACGGCGAGUAGUGACGGAGAGGUGUGCUUCAUCUGCGCAGAGCCCAUCAAGUUCCACUCAAUUGCACCAUGCAACCACAAGACCUGCCACAUCUGUGGUCUGCGCAUGAGAGCCCUAUACAAGACCAAGGACUGUCCUCAUUGUCGAACUGCUUCUCCCUUUGUCGUUUUCACGGAUGAUGCGAACAAGCGAUACGAGGACUAUACCGACGCCGAUAUCACGAGUUUCGAUAGUAACAUCGGUAUUCGAUAUACGAAUGAGGAAAUUGUCGGUGACACUGUCGUGCUCCUACGAUACAACUGCCCUGCGGAGGACUGUGUCUUCGCCGGUUUAGGAUGGCCAGAUCUUCAUAGGCACGUCCGCUCAACGCAUCACAUGAAGAUGUGUGACCUGUGUACCAGGAACAAGAAGGUCUUUACCCACGAGCAUGAGCUCUUUGCCGACAAGGAGCUCGAGAAGCACAUGAGGCAUGGAGACGACAGGCCAGGUGCCAUUGACCAGACAGGCUUCAAGGGCCACCCCCUAUGCGGGUUCUGUGGAUCGCGCUUCUACGACGAUGAUAAGCUCUUUGAUCACUGCCGCGAAAAGCACGAAAGAUGUUUCAUCUGCGACCGGAGAGACUCGAGACACCCCCACUACUUUGUCAACUACAACGCCUUGGAAAAGCACUUUGAAAAGGACCAUUUCCCCUGUCUGGACAAGGAAUGUUUGGAGAAGAAAUUUGUCGUCUUUGAGUCGGAGAUGGACUUGAAGGCACAUCAACUGGAAGAGCAUGCCAACUCUCUGUCCAAGGAUGUGCGGAGAGAUGCGAGGGUAGUAAACAUGUCAGGCUUUGACUACAGAUCGACAUACGAGACCGAGAGACGUGGAGGGGGUGGCGGGGGUAGAAGCGGCGGCGGUGGCGGCGGUGAUGGUCCUUCCAGUGGACGUCAAGGCCGUGGCCGUGGCCGGGAUCCCAAUGCCGAGCCCAUACCCCAUAGCUCUGCGCAACCGCUUCGUCGGGAUGAGCUUGCCUUCCAAAGACAGAUGGCAAUCCACUCGGCGCAGUCAGUUUCUAACCGUACGUUUGGUGGCUCGUUGUCGCAGCCAGCGAGUACGACACCAGCUUCCUCGUCUCGCCGAGGCAACGGUGCAGCGGCACCUGGAGGAUCAUCACGUCAAGCCCCAGCAGCGGCAGCCGCCCCUGCGCCUGCGCUGCCCACGGCCGAGAUGGAGCAGCUCAACGUUACUGACAUUGCAUCAUUGCCUCCUCAGGAGAGAGCGGUGAUGUUGCGCCAUCAAGGAGUCGUUGAGCGCGCUUCAAACAUGCUGGGUCACGAUGAGUCAAAGAUGAAGGAGUUCCGCGAGUACAUUUCAAAUUUCCGAAAAGGAAAGCUGACCGCCCCUCAACUGGUGGAUGCCUUCUUCUCGCUCUUCGCCGACACAUCGUCAAACGCGUUGGGCACGUUGGUCCGCGAAGUUGCCGACCUGUUCGAGGAUAAGAGCAAGGUCGCGGCCCUGCACAAAGCGUGGCAGGACUGGAGAGCCAUCAACGAAGACUACCCGUCUCUUCCUGGCUUGGGCGGUAUGCACGGCGCGACGACGGCUUCGAGCGGCUGGGCCAGCGCGGCUUCGCCAUCGCCCACAGCGCCAGCUGCGGCACCGAGCUCCAACCAGAAGCACUCGAACCGCGUGUUGAGGCUGAAGAACAGCACCCGAGCCGGCGCCUCAGGACCUAAGCCCGUGACCCAGGCUGCUUCAACGAACUGGGUGUCAACCUCGGGGUCCUCUCGUCCUCCAGCACCAUCGGCUUUCCCUGCUCUUCCCGCGGCUUCGUCGUCGUCCAAGUCUUCGGCACACCAGCCAUCCUGGAUCGGGCCCAACAACCCCUCCGCCUCGAGAUCAUCAGGCCCCGCGGGACCCGCGGGACCCGCGGGACCCGUGCGCUCGACGCCCGCCGGUCGCCCUCCGCCAUCGUCUGCUUUCCCCGCGUUGCCCCCGGCACAGAAGCCCCUCACCACAAUCUUUGGCUACGGCACAGGCCGAGGUGUACGGCGCGACCUCGGCGGUGCUGCCAGCAACUUCAGCUGGGGUUCUGCCCCGGGAAGUGGAGCCGCAAGCGAGAAUGUGUCGGAGCGGGAAGACGAGGAAGCUGGUCAGAGUACCGGUGGUAAGAAGAAGAAGGGCAAGAAGGUGCUUGUCCAGUGGGGUUGAGAGUGGUCUCCAGGAAGAUGGGUAAAUACGAGGCGUUGCGAGAUGGAUGAUGGGCGACACUAUUUCACGGUAUAUCAAGCCGCGCAGUGUGUAGAAGAUUGCUCAACACUAAAAGGAGUUGAUUGGCCAUACGUGGCUCUGGGGUUUGGAGGAGGUAUAAAGAAAAAGAGCUGUAGCAGAGUAAGAUGGACCAGAGAAAAACAGGUCUUCAAAUAAAUAGAGUAAAUGUGAACCUAGCACUCCGGGUCAUUGCCUUACAAUGUAUAUCGUCUGUAUCAGUGAGGGCCCGGAUAGACUUGGCUACCUAAAUACCGCUACC
Molecule: messenger RNA, 3076 nt
Organism: Colletotrichum phormii
Lineage: Eukaryota; Fungi; Ascomycota; Sordariomycetes; Glomerellales; Glomerellaceae
Exons: 2
Coding region: 310-2757 (815 amino acids)
Biological process (GO): rescue of stalled cytosolic ribosome; protein ubiquitination
Molecular function (GO): ribosome binding; ubiquitin protein ligase activity
Source: RefSeq, a predicted model, not a curated record